Messenger RNA from Suillus fuscotomentosus, 789 nucleotides. RefSeq lists its product as uncharacterized. NCBI's taxonomy places the organism in Eukaryota, Fungi, Basidiomycota, Agaricomycetes, Boletales, Suillaceae. The record is from RefSeq and is a predicted model, not a curated record. Bases 1 to 789 code for a protein of 262 amino acids. The transcript has 4 exons.
AUGUCACCCCAAAAAGCCCAUUUUUCGAUACCAUUGACAAAUGAAGAGCUGGACACUAUCUUGGCCGGUGAUCUACGAAAGACAGCCUUGGCAAAAUGGUGGGGUAAUUUUGUACCCAUAGACCAGUGGACACCGCCGAACGUCCGGCAUACAUUUAAGGAUUUGCCAUUUAGAAAAUAUGAUAUGACUCCAGAAACUCAGAUCGACAGUCCGGAUAAUUACUGGGGAGAUUCAACUCCAGACAUCUACAACCACAACUUUGCCGGAGUGGAGGAGGCCAUUCAUGAACUCUCCGCGAUGUUUGAAGAUGAUUGGGUCAAGUCCCGAUCUCAACCUCCAUCAGUUGGAUCACCUCCAACGACCAAGUCUAUAGAUGAGGAGCUGAUGGACUGCGAUGGUCUGUUGUAUGAUCUUGGGUGGGAUGGUAUUUCUGCUGUCUCACAGGAGGUCAGACCACCAUCCGAACAAGGUAUGGCUGCUGACAACGGGCCAAUUUAUGAUCUCGGAUGGAGCGGAUUGAUGUAUCAUAAAGCAGAUGGCAUCAAUCAAAGUCCUGUCUAUGAUCUCAGUUGGACAUCGGACCCUAUACCACCAUUGGUAGUACCUGCGGAUGAGAUCAAAGAGGACCCUAUAUAUGAUCUUGGAUGGUCGUGUCCCGUGAUGUUGCCGGAGGAAGCCAAAGCCACCGAUGACAAUUAUGACCCUGCAUACGACCUCAGCUGGGUGGCAACAAUGGUAGAGUCGGCGGCAAUGGACAAUGAUGUGAUUGAUCUAAUAUAUGGCCGGUGA